This is a messenger RNA of Lonchura striata (white-rumped munia), 3437 nucleotides long. The record is from RefSeq and is a predicted model, not a curated record. NCBI's taxonomy places the organism in Eukaryota, Metazoa, Chordata, Aves, Passeriformes, Estrildidae.
GCGGGGGCGCGGCCGGCGGGUGCGCCAUGGUGCGGCCGUGAGCGGAGCAUGGGGCGGCGGCUCCUCCGGGCGCUCCUCUGCCUCCUCCUCCUGGCCGGCCGCGGGCAGCUGCGUGACGGUGCUGCCGCCGCCACCGCCGCACACGGCUGCCUGUUUGACCGAAGGCUGUGCUCCCCGCAGGAGGUGUGUGUGCAGGAUGGGCUGUUUGGGCAAUGCCAGGUGGGCUCCGUGCAGGACAGACCCUACUUUCAGGUCACAUCUCCUGUGCUCCAGCGUCUGCAGGAUGUCUUGCGGCAUCUCAUGGCACAAGGGCUCUCGUGGCAGGAUGGCAUCACCCAGUAUGUGAUCUCUCAGGAGAUGGAGCGCAUCCCCCGCCUCCGCCUGCCACCCUCGCUGGAGCCAGCGGCCAGGGACAGGUUCCUGCCUCACCGCAGCGAGCCCCGGCGAGCCCCAAUAGCUCCAGACCCUGGCCUGCCAGCAGCUCAGCAUUUGGAGCAGCCCCCAGCACUGCUGCUUUCCCCUCUGGUGCAGCGGUACCUGGAGCACGUCCUGCUGCCCUCCUCACCCCAGCUGGGCUACGAGGAGGCUCUGCUCAAUCCCUACUCCUACCACAAGUUCGGCUAUCAGGAUGGUGCUCACCAGCAUCCCAGCGGCUCAGCCAGGCAGAGCUCUGAGACCUCCUCGCUGCUGGGCCGGGUCCCCGCCCAGACCCUUUUUGGGGCUGGCCCUGUGCCCUCCUAUGGUGGGCAGCCAGGAGUGGAUGGGGGGCAUCUUUUCCAGGACUUGGGCAUGCUUUCCCUGCCCAGAGAGAAAGCUGGCCGCCCGGACCCUGCCAGCACCAGGCUUCAGCACAGCUUGCGGCUCCCCAGUGACUACAGAAACAUAGAGGAGAGGGAGCAGCAAGCACCCCUGGCUGCCCAGCCACCCUCUGCACAGACGGAUGCUGCUCUGAAGAGACUGGCUUCUCUCCUGGCCAGCUAUGGCCUGGGGCUGCCAGAACUGAGUCCCCAGCAGAUAAGCAGCCUAUCCACCCUCCUCCAGCUGCUCCAGAGCUCUGGUGUUGCUGGCCCUGAAGUGCCCACAGCGAAACGGGUGGGUUUGCAGCAGGCUGAUGCUGGAGGAGGUGCCAAGGCACAGGUGAUGGAGGGGGACAUGCAGCAUGGAGAGGAGCCAGUGCCCCCUUCUUCCACAAUGCCACCCCUCAAAAUCCCAGCCAGCAGCUCUCCAGGAGAUGGAAUGAAGGGCAGGGCAGCAUCAUCACCAGCUCCCUGGGCUGAGCCACAACAGGGACACAGCGGGGAUGCACUCAGCCCUGGAAAGCACAUUGUGGUGGAGAAGAAGAGCUACACAGAGAUGAAGGACAGGGCACAACAGGGCAUGCGACCACUAGACGAGUAUGGCUACAUCAUCACAGACCAGAAGCCCCUGGGGCUGGCUGCUGGCGUGCAGCUGCUGGAGCUCCUAGCCAAGCACCUCCACCUCUCCACCGCCAGCUUCAUCAACAUCAGCGUUGUGGGUCCUGCACUUACUUUCCGCAUCCGACAGAACCCCCAGAACUUUUCACUGGCAGACGUGGCCAGCCAUACUGCUGGACGAGGCAGUCAUGGCAUUGACAGGAAGGUCUUGUCCAGCAAGCGAAAUGAGGCUGCUGCCUACUCACGCCCGUCCCGCUUUGGGGACGGCUUCCACUCGGUGCUGCUGACCUUCAUCGCCCUGGCCUGCGUGGCAGUCAUUGCCAUCGCAGUGUCUGCGGCUUUCUGCCUCCGGCGCCACGCCAAGCAGCGGGAGAAGGAGCGCCUGGCUGCCCUGGGGCCCGAGGGUGCUGCUGACACCACCUUCGAGUACCAGGAGCUGUGCCGCCAGCACAUGGCUGCCAAGUCUCUCUUUGGCCGCACCGACGCGCCGGCGGCACCGGCGGAGACCUCGAGGGUCAGCAGUGUCUCAUCCCAGUUCAGCGAUGCCCCACAGCCCAGCCCCAGCUCCCACAGCAGCACACCCUCCUGGUGCGAGGAGCCCGUCCAGUCCAACAUGGACAUCUCCACCGGCCACAUGAUUCUGGCCUAUAUGGAGGACCACCUCCGCAACCGGGACCGGCUGGCCAAGGAGUGGCAGGCACUCUGUGCCUACCAAGCUGAGCCCAGCAUCUGCUCCAUUGCCCAGAGUGAAGCCAACGUGAAGAAGAACCGCAACCCUGACUACGUUCCCUAUGAUCACAUGCGGAUCAAGCUGAAAGCAGAGAGCAACCCAUCCCGCAGUGACUUCAUCAAUGCCAGUCCAAUCAUUGAGCAUGACCCACGGAUGCCAGCGUACAUUGCCACACAGGGGCCCCUGUCCCACACUAUUGCUGACUUCUGGCAGAUGGUGUGGGAACAUGGCUGCACUGUCAUUGUCAUGCUGAGCCCCCUCGCCGAGGACAGUGUCAAGCAGUGUGAUCGCUACUGGCCAGAUGAAGGCUCCUCUCUUUACCACAUUUAUGAGGUGAACCUGGUGUCAGAGCAUAUCUGGUGCGAGGAUUUCUUGGUGCGCAGCUUCUACCUGAAGAACGUGCAGUCGCAGGAGACCCGCACCCUGACGCAGUUCCACUUCCUCAGCUGGCCGGCCGAGGGCAUCCCCACCACCACCCGGCCCCUCCUCGACUUCCGCAGGAAAGUGAAUAAGUGCUACCGCGGUCGCUCCUGCCCUAUAAUUGUGCACUGCAGUGAUGGUGCAGGCAGGACUGGGACCUAUAUCCUUGUCGACAUGGUCCUGAACCGAAUGGCCAAAGGGGUGAAGGAGAUAGACAUAGCUGCUACGCUGGAGCAUAUCCGAGAUCAGCGGCCUGGUAUGGUGCAGACCAAGGACCAGUUUGAGUUUGCACUGACGGCUGUGGCCGAGGAAGUGAAUGCCAUCCUGAAGGCACUGCCACAGUGAUGGCAAGGAGCCCUCCCUCCCCUCUUGUCUGCUCCCUGCCCUGCGCUUCGCACUCUCCUCACCGGCCUCUGGGGCUGCUCUCCCUGUAAAAUGGUGUCUGUGCUUCUGGCUCUGCUCCCCCCACCCCCAGGCACCCCUUCCCAUCUCCCCAAGGACAUUGACUCAGGCCCUCUGUGUGCAGGAACCCCACCACACCCACUGUCACCUCAGAGGGGACAGGGCUUGUGGCCCUUAAGCCCUGUGGAGGGGAACACCAGGUGGGGCUGGUGGGAACUGGCAGGGGGACUCCCCAGCCUGUCAGUUCCAUGUUAGCCCUCUUCCUGUACCCAUGUGGGGGGCAGAAGUGGGGGCGAGGGUCCUCCACAGCUGGAGAUAGCAUGGGGUGCAGGGGGCCUGGCCCAGCCCCACUCCUGGUCCCCUUUGUGUGCUCCCUGCCUAGUCACUCGAGCAGAAGAAAAAUUUCUAGAGAACUAUAAUUUUGUAUCUUGAUGUGAAUAAAGUUCUUGUGUUACGUUCGUGCAGCUGCA